AUGAUCGGUAGACAUAGUACAAAGUCAAUUGAAAAAUCAAAAGAGAACCAGUUUGCGAGACAAGCAGAAAAAAACGGUUACUUAUAUACAAGUGCAGAAGGUUACUUGCGUGAUAAACCAAAAUUUCAACGUACGCGGCGAGAAUAUUCCUAUUUACCGUACUAUGAAAAUAUCAAUCGGAAUGCUUUUUUUUGGUUGGAGCAGAUAAAAACAGGCCUGGCCGCUUCCACCUUAUCAUAUGCUGCUGAUUCAGGGAUUUCUUUUUGGAUGAACCAACUUAGCCAAUAUUUAAACCGUUUCUAUUAUCGUUUCUCCAAAGCCGACCACAUAAAACUGAUUAAAUUUAUUUAUGAUGUUAUAUUGGAGCCGGAUUAUGACCGAAGACUCAUUCAUAAAGCUUGCUCAUUGAUCAAAACACUGAUUAAUGAUGAAAUAAUCAAACGCAGUGAUUUAACUUUACCAUGGAGACCAAUCUACGAUUUGUACAUAGAAGUGGCUUACAAACGAAAUAAUAAAAAUUUGGAAAAAUCGAACAUUCGUUCGGCAGUUCUGGCUGUUAAAGAACUAUUUCCACUAUCAGCGACAAAAGAAAUUUUGGAUGAGAUACGUUCGUUCAUUGAUGUGUGGAACGAUUAUGCAAUGGCUAAAUUCGUGAGUUUAUUCUCAGCUUUUGUACCACUUAAAAUGUCCAAUGAGGAACAUGACAUUUAUGGUGCUGGACUAUGGUACGAUGAAAUGUGGUACUUUUAUAAUUUUGUGGAGAUGAACAGCUCCUGGGAAGGCCGCAUACAACAUAUAUUCUCCGC
Loa loa (African eye worm) is the source of this 806-nucleotide messenger RNA. RefSeq lists its product as hypothetical. The transcript has 5 exons. Lineage: Eukaryota; Metazoa; Nematoda; Chromadorea; Rhabditida; Onchocercidae. The annotation marks the transcript as partial. Gene Ontology annotation, molecular function: peptidase activator activity; proteasome binding. The record is from RefSeq and is a predicted model, not a curated record. Gene Ontology annotation, cellular component: nucleus; cytosol. Gene Ontology annotation, biological process: proteasomal ubiquitin-independent protein catabolic process.